Balaenoptera acutorostrata (minke whale) is the source of this 2149-nucleotide messenger RNA. RefSeq names its product interferon stimulated exonuclease gene 20 like 2 (gene ISG20L2). Gene Ontology annotation, biological process: intrinsic apoptotic signaling pathway in response to DNA damage by p53 class mediator. Gene Ontology annotation, cellular component: nucleus. The coding region runs from base 248 to 1294 and encodes 348 amino acids. The transcript is spliced from 4 exons. The record is from RefSeq and is a predicted model, not a curated record. Lineage: Eukaryota; Metazoa; Chordata; Mammalia; Artiodactyla; Balaenopteridae. Gene Ontology annotation, molecular function: nucleic acid binding; 3'-5'-RNA exonuclease activity.
GCGCUGCGGGUACGCGGGCCCGGGCUCCGGCGCGUUCCAAUCCGCGAGCCUGCCGGCUCGGGCCUCGCCGACGCGCGCCAAUUUCCGCAUCCGGCUCCUGGCGCUUCCGGUCUUAGCGGGGCCCAUCUGGGAGGGUAUACUACAAACCUCCAGAUGUUGGCCUAUGGGAUUCAGCAGAGGAUGAGUUGUCCAUCCUCUCAUUGGUAAGCUGUUUUUCCCAACUGUUCUCACACCAUCCACCGUCAUCAUGUCUACCUUACUCCUCAAUCUGGAUUUUGGCGAACCUCCCCCCAGAAAGGCAUUAGAAGGGAAUGCCAAGCACCAAAAAUUUGUCAAGAAGCGGCGGCUCUUGGAACGGAAAGGCUUUCUGAAUAAGAAGCAGCAGCCCCCUAACAAGGUCCCUAAGUUGCACUCAGAACCUUCAAAGAAAGGGGACACUCGCAAGGUGGAUGGCACUUGGAAGGCCCCUCCCCUUCCAAAAAAGAAAACUGCUGCUUCCAGCAGUGGGUCAGAGCAGUCCCUGGACAAGAAAGCUGCAGUGCCUUGGCUGACCCCUGCUCCUUCACAGAAAGCUGGUUCUGUUGUGGCUAAAGUAGAUUUGCUGGGGGAGUUCCAGAGUGCCCUACCAAAGAUUAAGAGCCUCCCAAUUCGCCCCCAGAAGAAGGGCUCCCAGAAGAACCCUCCUCAGAAGACUGCCCCACAGAUCUCCAUCCAAGCUCAUUCAGAGAAUAAAUACCCUGGAGCAUCCCAGAAGAUGCCAACGAAGAUGGUGGCAAUUGACUGUGAGAUGGUGGGCACAGGACCCAAGGGGCAUGUCAGUUCCUUGGCUCGAUGCAGCAUUGUCAGCUAUAGCGGAGAUGUGCUUUAUGAUGAGUAUAUCCUUCCCCCCUGCCACAUUGUGGACUACCGGACCAGAUGGAGCGGUAUCCGGAAGCAGCACAUGGUGAAUGCUACUCCCUUCAAGAUUGCUCGGAGCCAGAUCUUGAAGAUUAUCACAGGGAAGAUAGUGGUGGGGCAUGCCAUCCACAACGACUUCAAAGCCCUUCAGUAUUUUCACCCUAAGUCCCUCACCCGAGACACCUCCCAUAUCCCCCUCCUCAACCGUAAGGCCGACUGCCCAGAGAAUGCAACCAUGUCUCUGAAGCAUCUCACCAAGAAGCUGCUGAGCCGGGACAUCCAGGUUGGGAAAAGCGGACAUUCCUCUGUGGAAGAUGCUCAGGCCACCAUGGAGCUGUACAAGUUGGUUGAAGUUGAGUGGGAACAGCACCUGGCCAAGAAUCCCCCAAAAGACUAGUGCCAGUGGGGACACUGGUGAUGUGGGGAGGCAGAGGCAGCACCACACCCGGGAGAACAGGGCAGUGGACCAGUGCACAGCUCUACCAGCUCUACACCUUUGGAAACUAGAGUUGUUGGGGAGAGUGAGGCUCCACCCCAGACUUAAUAGCCAUUAAAAUUCCACCUCAGGUGUUGUUAAGUGUUCCAUGGAAGGAGGAAGGCUCCAUGUCAGAACCCAGCCCUAUAGGCUGUUUACCUCUUAAAUGGUGCUAACCAUGGGUCCCAGGGUGCUUUGCUCCUGGGAAAAAGCCUUUUGACUUUCAAGGGGCAGGGCAUACUGGGAAGUGUAGUUUCCCAAACUGCCUUAUCACUAGGGUGACCAUGUGUCUCAUUUUAUGCCUUUUGUUCUCAAGUAAUUAGCAGCACCGUGUUGAACUUCCCAAAAGUAUCCUGUUGGAUGAUAACUUGUAUGAUCACAGUUCAUCUCUCAGACUUCUUUUGGCUCAGAGUCUACAUCCAGUCUGUGUCGGGAUAUCACCUGUUCUUUCCACCUUGACUUCCAGAGGAGCCAUCCCUGGUGAGGUUUAGUUCUUAGGGUUACAGGGCAGUAGAGGUAAGAGAGUGUGACUUGGAAAUCAAUUUUUCUGAUUUAGGAAAGCAGCCUCUUUCCUAAAGUGAUAGAGGAUUUAUUUAAUUUAGACCCCACUUGGUAGGUUAAAGAAGAAUUUAAAGUGUUUUAAUGGUUUUUAGUCUUUUACUUUGCUAAACCAAGCCUCUUAAAACUCAAAUUAUUCCCUUGAUAAAUUUUUAUAAAGGAAAAACAAUUGUGUGAUGUUUUCUUUAUAACUUCACAUUAAAUAGCUUUGUCACAGGA